CGGUCGGAAGUAAACAACAGAUUCACGUGGUUUUUCGUGUGCGCAAAAGAAGGGUUUUUCAUUGCUAAUAUUCACAAUAUUGGCAGAAAUUAUGGAUGUGGCGGUGGAAGAUAAUGUGGUGGAGAAGAAGGAGUCAAAAUUUGAUGAGGACUUUGUGAAAUUAGCCAGUGACAGUGAGAAAAAUGAUUCGGACGCUGAGGAUGAGGAAUUUCCUGAGAUAUCCUGGUUCAGAUUCACCGAUGUCGUCAAGGAUGACGUUGAUAGAGCUUUAGAGGCGGAAGGAGCAAAGGCAGAAGAUGAGCCAGAAGACGAACAGGCAUUCCUGAUGGAGUCUCUCUUCGGGAACAAGGAGAAAUUGCUGGAGAACCUCAAAGAACAGUCCGGAGAGAGUGAAUCCCAGAGAGAAUCUACGAAAAGGAAGCAUGCCUGGGAGGAUUCUGACGAUGAGGAGGUCACAAUUAAGCAGGGUCUCGAGAAGACGCACAAAAAGUCCCUCUUGCUGGAUCCUGGCGCGGAGUAUAAGAAAUACCUCAGCAAGAAGUAUCAGAAGAUCGUGGGAGAGCCCAAAUGGGCGGACAUGGACAGAGUUGAGAGUGACUCGGAUGACGAUGAGCUCCUCAAGACGGCCGGUCAUGUGCUGAAGGGGAAAAGAGGCGCACUUGGCGAGAACACGAUAGGAUUCAAGAGACUCGAAGAUCUCAACAAAUCCACUUACUGCGAAGGUCUCGUGACGUCUGUGGAGUUCCAUCCCACGUCCAGUGUCGCUCUGGUGACCGGGCUCAGGGGCAUAGCUUCGAUUUACUCCAUCGAGAAGACAAAGUGCGACAAACUGCACAGCAUUCAGUUCAAGAAGUUCCCACUGAGAUGCGCCCGAUUGUCGUUGGAUGGAAGUGAGGCGAUUCUGGGCAGCAAAACGUCCUGCUUCUUCACCUACAACCUCAUCACGGGACAGCAGCAGAAGCACUUUCUGCCCAAAGGCAUGACAAAGAUGAGAAAUUUCGAGAUAUCUCCAAAUGGCGAAUUCCUCGCCGUUGCCGGACGCUUUGGUGAGAUUCACUUGCUCACUGUGACAACCAAGGAGUGGAUUUGCACGCUGAAGCAGGAGCACGACGUGGCUGCCAUGGCAUUCUCUCCAGAUUCCCGGAAGCUCUUUGUGCACAGCAGAGAUUCCGAAGUGUCUGUCUUCGAUCUGACUGCCCAGAAGAUGAUGCAUCGCUUCAUGGACGACGGCUGUGUGUCUGGAUCGUCAAUAGCCACGAGUCCCAGUGGGAAAUUCCUCGCCACGGGCAGUGGCCAGGGAAUCGUGAACGUCUAUGAUGCGGAAAAUGUGCUGCUGAGCAAAAUGCCAACGCCGACGAAGAUCUUCAAAAACCUGGUGACUUCCAUCUCGUCAACCACCUUCAAUCCCUCAUCGGAACUCCUGGCGAUGUGCUCGAGUGAAGCCAAUGAUGCGCUGAAGCUGGCUCAAUUCCCGAGCGCCAAAGUCUUCUCCAACUUUCCGGGCAACAAUCUGACCAAGGCGAAGCCCAAUGUUUUGAGAUUCUCCCCUGGAGGGAGAUAUCUGGCAGUGGGAAAUCUCAAUGGCAGAGUGUCUCUUUAUCUGUUGAAGCAUUAUGAAGAGUUUUAGCUGUUUUAGCUCUUAAUUUU
Molecule: messenger RNA, 1647 nt
Organism: Phlebotomus argentipes
Lineage: Eukaryota; Metazoa; Arthropoda; Insecta; Diptera; Psychodidae
Gene: wcd
Product: U3 small nucleolar RNA-associated protein 18 homolog
Exons: 1
Coding region: 92-1627 (511 amino acids)
Biological process (GO): rRNA processing
Cellular component (GO): Pwp2p-containing subcomplex of 90S preribosome; small-subunit processome
Molecular function (GO): protein binding
Source: RefSeq, a predicted model, not a curated record